Molecule: messenger RNA, 2555 nt
Organism: Salvia miltiorrhiza (redroot sage)
Lineage: Eukaryota; Viridiplantae; Streptophyta; Magnoliopsida; Lamiales; Lamiaceae
Product: RING-H2 finger protein ATL79-like
Exons: 1
Coding region: 1712-2284 (190 amino acids)
Biological process (GO): protein ubiquitination
Molecular function (GO): transferase activity
Source: RefSeq, a predicted model, not a curated record
ACAAAUAAAAUAAAUAAUUAUUGGAUGAUGAAAAUAAUACAGUGGAUGAGUUUCACAACGUAUUUAACAUCACACAACAACUAGUUAGUAACAACUGAAUGCAUAGAAAAUUUCACAUUAAUUCUGCCCAAUUUGCGAAGAAAAUUAUUUACUAGUUCUAAGCAUAUACUGCUAAUUCGAUAAGCAUAAGAUAGUCACAAUCCCACAAAUGUAAAGCAAUUUAUAGGCCUAACUAGGAUAAGAAUUAUCUUUGGCAAUUCAUAAUUGCAAAAUGUAAAGUGCAGUUUAAUGAUGAUUGAUGAUUGAAAGCAAGAAACAGCACACUAACACACAGUAUCUUUCUUUGUUCCAAAAUACUAAUUGAAAGCCAUUAAGAUAAGCACCCUAUUCAAAAUAAAAAACAAAGAUUAGUGGGUGGUUCUUGCACUCAGCAAUUCCUAGGUUGAAUCUGUUUUAUGUAAAACUAAAUUAUAUUAAAAGUUGUACCAAUUCCCAUAAAUCAUGGAUCAAGAAAUAUUGUUGACUGUUUUAAAAAAACAGUGCUAUAAAAGCUUGUCUAGGCCUUAAAGGGAGGAAUAUGAGAAAGGGAAGCAACAACAAAUCCAUAUUUUUAUUCUUCUUUUUAGUGUCUUAGCAACACUUUCUCAAAGUGUGUGCAUGACCUGAUCUGAUUUCACCGACCUGAAAAUUUUCUGAAAUCUAUGGAUUUUAUGCAUAUAGUAUGUCCAUUUUCAUGUCUUAUUUUACAAAAUUUAAGCUUCAUGCCUACUUAAUAACACUUACUAAACACACUUAUAAUCAUCACUUUUAUUAUUUGUUACUCCCUUCAUCCCCAAAUAACUUCUUUUAUUAUCAAAAUUUGUAUAUUAAGAUAGUUGAAAUGAGAUAUUCAUAAAGAAUGUUUAUUUUCAAAUAGGACACUUAUUCGAAGACAUAUGAAGUGCUUGUGAUUUUUGAAUCUUGAUAAGCUUCUUGUAUGUAAGGUAAAACAACAAUAAAUAUUGCAAUCAAUAUACCCCUCUAAAAUAACCUUUCUUCCUACCUCAGAAUCACCUAAAGAUGACAUUUUUUUUCGAUUCCCAUAAUCUCGUCCUUGGGUUCAAGACUUGAAGUGAUGUUUCACAAAAGAAACACACAACUACAAGCACAAAAACAGCAUUAUAGGAUAGGCCAAUGGCAUCAAAUAUCAUUUGCAGUAAAGAAAUUUGACUGCUCGACCACCCAAAUUCACUACAUACGUGGCGCAAAUGGUUUCAAUAUGCAAAAACAAUCAAUGCCUAAUUGCAAAGGGCAAUGACCCACCAAAUUCAGCUACAAGACAGAUAGCAGUUUAUAUAUAACAGCAGCCUCUGCAACAGCCACCUAUCUUGUUACUAAUAAAUUUGAGCUGCCUACGUAUCUCUCUCUCUCUCUCCUAUUAUUUGAUCAUCAUCAUCUCAUUCCCCAAUUCUCCACCACCCUCUUUUAUCACCUCACUCUUCUGCUUCACUCAAACCUUCUAAAAACCUCUUAUUUUUUUAACAAUUUUUUUUUCAUAAAUUCUUGCUCAAUGUGCUGUUUUUUUUAAUUGCAGUGUUCUUUCUUGCAGAAAUUCAGCAAAUUUAGGUACAUUUUGCUGAAUUUUUGGACUUUUCCCUCAGUUUCAAUCACUCUACUUGGGUUUAGCAGAAAAGCAACAAAAAAUCUGAAAUUGAGUUGUUAAAUCGCGAAAAUGAGGAAGAUACCUUCUUUAGGAGCAAGAGUAACAAUGGCGAUGGCGGAAUUCAACUCACACUUAUCCCCACCGCCACCUUUGGGCGCCUCUAAGGUAGCGGCAGCGCCUGAAUCGCCUCCGACGAGGUGCGACGCCCAAAAAUGCCCCUGGUGGCCCUACUCCAGCUCCAAGGAUUUCAAGGCAAACACGGCCUUGAUAAUCGUCGUCCUUAUCUGCGCGCUGAUCUGCGCUCUGGCGUUCAACUCCGCCAUUCGCUACAUCGUUCGCCUGCAUUGCAGCCGGAGGCGCCGCGAGGACCGAAAGGGCGGGCGCCACGGCGAUGGAGAUGAGGAAGCGGCCGGAAUUCCAGCUCUGACUUACGCGGAAGGGAUGAAGCUGGCCGGGGAGGAGACGGAGUGCAUAAUAUGUUUGACGGAUUUCGCCGUGGGAGAGAAGAUCAGAGUUCUGGAUAAAUGCAACCAUGGCUUCCACCUCCUCUGCAUUCAGAAAUGGUUGAUUUCGCACUCCUCCUGCCCUACUUGCAGAACGAAUUGCUCAACGGCGACGGUAUCCGCCCCUUCGCCUCCAUGAAAAUCAGCUCUCUCUCUGCUUUUGUUCCAAUCGCACAUUGUGCAAAUCGAGCUACUCCCAUGGAAAGUUUCAAUUCACAGUUUUUGGUAUGAAAAUAUUUCCCCCUUUUUUUCUUUUUUGUUUUUUGGGCCAGUUUGUACUUGUAGCAUGUAGACUCUUGCUGGUUUAUAAUUUUAAUUUUGUUUUAGUGCUAGUUUGUUUCAAGUAGAGUAAUAAAAGGAUAAUAGAAUCAAAUAAAAGAGUGGAAUGAUAACAAUAAUCAUUAUUUUUA